Colias croceus (clouded yellow) is the source of this 3380-nucleotide messenger RNA. RefSeq names its product dihydroxyacetone phosphate acyltransferase (gene Dhap-at). Bases 273 to 2279 code for a protein of 668 amino acids. Gene Ontology annotation, biological process: ether lipid biosynthetic process. The transcript has 12 exons. Gene Ontology annotation, cellular component: mitochondrial membrane; peroxisomal membrane. Gene Ontology annotation, molecular function: glycerone-phosphate O-acyltransferase activity. The record is from RefSeq and is a predicted model, not a curated record. NCBI's taxonomy places the organism in Eukaryota, Metazoa, Arthropoda, Insecta, Lepidoptera, Pieridae.
UCGUCUGUCAUUUGUUAAAGUGCGCGGAUUUUUGUGAUGGUGUGAUUUUGAAUUAUCGAUAAUUAUUUAAUUUUCAAAUAGAUAUGAUCUGAAAGAAAAUAAUAUCGGGACUUUCCUUGUUAAAAAAGUAUUAUUCCACGUGCUUGUUUAAUUAAUUAAUGCGCAGUAUUAUUAAUAAAAACAUUAAAACACCGUAUCCAGUGUCCAGAAAGCUCUAACAGUGGUUAAUGAAUCAAUAAAAAAUAAAAAUAGUUGUACAUAAUCUUGUUAAAAUGCGGGAGAAAGCAGAUUUUACGGAUAUACUUUUACCUCGAAACACGCAUUUCGGAAUAAUCAAAUUCAUGACCCGGCAUUGGAACCCUAAAAAGACGCUGAAACUUGAUAAGGAUUAUUCACCCCAAGAUAUAAAGAAUCUAGUGCGUAAAUCGGUCUACUUGGAUUCAUAUUUAGAAGCGGAGAGUGUUAGAAGUGGCACUCCAAAAGAGCUAUUAAGAAUAGAAGUUUUAAAAUAUUUAGAUGAAAUAGCAAUGGAUAAGAAAAUGCAUGUGAUCAGAUGGAUGGGCGUGUUCUUCCUUAAAGUUUCGUUUAUGAUGAAAAUUGGCAUAUUUGUGAAUGAACCAGCUGUUUUAAAGCUGAAAGAUAGUAUGGGCGAGAACCCAGUACUAUUCCUUCCCACACAUAGAAGUUACGCAGAUUUUUGCGUCUUGACAUACCUUUGCUACCACUAUGAUAUAGAGCUUCCUGCUGUAGCAGCGGGAAUGGAUUUCUACUCGAUGGCCAUAGUGGGUCAGAUGAUGCGCGAAACGGGCGCGUUCUACAUGCGUCGCACGCUGGUGGGCGCGCCGCUGUACGCGGCCGCGUUGCGUCACUACGUGCGCACCGUCGUUGCGCACUACGGAGCGCCCGUUGAGUUCUUUCUGGAAGGCACUAGAAGCAGGAGCAAUAAGUGCCUCCCGCCCAAGUAUGGUAUGUUGGCUAUGAGCCUGAUGCCGUACUUUGCCCGGGAGGUGGACGAUAUUACAAUAGUGCCGGUCAAUAUCAGCUAUGACCGCAUCAUGGAACAGACUCUGUUCGCCUACGAGCAUCUAGGUGUGCCAAAACCGAAGGAAACUACAGGGGGCUUAUUGAAAGCAUUGCGCAGGCUCAACGAUCACUUCGGCAACAUCUACAUAAAUUUCGGAACACCAAUAUCCCUCAAGCAAUAUAUAGGGCACACUGGGUUUUCCCCCGAAAAUCUAAAGCCCAGAGACUUGCAACAGCUGACAGACCAAGAAAUGAAAUUAGUACAAAAAGUCGCCGACCGCGUGGUCACACUACAGCAAGAAAGCACAGUUGUUACAAUUACCAACCUUAUAUCUAUAGUGCUAAUGCUCAGUUUGUAUCGACAACAAGUGAUGGAUAUUGAAGAAGUAGUGUCGGAAGUUAAUUGGUUGAUCGAAGUCUUAAGGACUCUAGGGGCGAUAGUCUUUGAGAAUGAUGUUAAGAGUAGUAUGGAGAGGGUCAUGUUGGUCCACGGGACUAUAAUGAGACUGGAAAGAGAGAACAAGCUGAGAUUGGUCUCCAGUGCAUUGAUGGAUGUCAAUCCUGAUGUGCAGAAGAAAAUGAAAGGCCAUAAACUAAAAGCGGAGACGAUGGUGAACUCCGUGCCUAUAAUACAACUGCAGUUAUACAUAAACCCAGUGUUACACUAUCUAGCGCCGCCCGCACUCUUGUAUCUUAUAGUAAGGAGACGAAAUGUUGACACAUGUGAACUUUAUGCUAACUACAGUCUUGUCCGGAAAAUGCUAAGACACGAAUUCUUUCAUUUGGAAGAAAAUGAGACCGCGACUUUCAACAACGCGCUAGAGUACUGCGUGUCAAAACGCGUAAUAUUUUUAUCUGGCAAUACAGUGACUUGCGGUGAUAAUGACAAGCUGCAGUAUUUGCUGCAGUGCGCAAUGUUGCCAGCUUUGACGACGCUGUUAACUUGUAUGGAAGUUAUGGAAGAGAAGCGUAGUUGCGAGCACUGGUCAGUACUGCGCAGUGUGCAAGCGGCAACAGAGCGCACACAGCGAGGCGGUGCGUGCCUCAGCCUCGACGCCGCGGCCAACGUGCUAAGGGGAUUGUGCCUCGCACACGUUAUACAUAAGGAUACACGAGAAAAGGAUGUAAUAUAUGAAGUUGUACCUGACGUGAUGCAUCAGUGUCGGCAUUUAGUGAGUUCGAUACUGCCGAGCCUCACACUAGUGACGGACAAUAACCCGGUUAUAGUACAAAACACGCCUAAAGCGCGACUUUAAGUAUUGUGUUCAAUAGAUUUAAUUGAUUUACCGAUUUUUCAAGCCUUGGUCAAAUCUUAUCCGUCUAAUAAAUAUUACACAAUAAUAAUAAAUAGUAUCCUCCACCCCUGCAGAUGUAACCUGUAAAAUGUCAAAAAAUGGUUGUUACAAUAUGCGACGAAUAAAAUUUAACCGAGGAUUGGAAAAUCGGCCGUUAAGGUAAUAGCCAAAGAAAGACUCAUUGUAAACAGUUGACGAAACAUAACAUUGUGAUAAUACAGUGCCAUCAUACAAAUGAAAUAAACUAAUAUAUUGUGUAAAUCCAAACCAGUUUCAUCGAUAUUACCAUAGUAUUAAGUUGAAAAUAGUGAGUCAUUGGAUUGUUUACUGUAAACUUUACUAACAUUUACAUUAUAGUGCAUUAAUGUCAAUAGAAUAAUUCACAUCUCAUUUAAAUAACUCGUUGUUUGGAGUUAUGAAUUAUGAAUUUUUAUAUCUUGACAAAAAUAAAUUCUGUCUUCCUAUAACUUUUUAUCCUAACAAUCUUAUAAAUUUACCGAAUAGUUUAGGAAAAUUAACAAUUACUGCAGUUUUUUUUAUAGUCAAGCAAAUUACAAUCCUCUAGAGCACGCUUAUUUAAUAAUACAUAGUAUGAAAUAUACCACGGCCAGCUUUAUCUAGUUCCAUUGUAUUAUAAAAAGUAUUUACAUAUAUAGACGUAGGUUUAGAAUUUUUGUAUAUUAUUUUUACGCUUAAAGGGCACUUGCAAUGUUUAAAAUGAACGAAUUUUAUGUUAUGUAUUGUUAUUGUUGUAGUAUGUGUAAUUGUCAUUGCAUUUGUUUUACCAAGGGACGGGUUUUUUUUUAUAGAUUAAUAAUUAUGAGAUUAUCUGUAGUAUUUCUGCAAUUGUCAGGUUUCAAUGUAAAAUACCCACAAAUACCAGUAUUUUUAAACAAUUAAAAUGAUCUAUGUCAUAAUUAUAUUGCCAGUAUCCAUUUAAUGUGAAACGUAAACAUAAUAUUAUUAAGCCGUAGGAGAAUUAUUAACUAAGCUGUGAUAAUUCAAUUAUAGAUAUUUGUUUGUAUUAUUUUGUAUUGAAUGCAAUAAAUAAUAUAUUGAAAA